Messenger RNA from Anoplopoma fimbria (sablefish), 5235 nucleotides. It is a transcript of the gene ccnd2a, whose product is annotated as cyclin D2, a. Gene Ontology annotation, molecular function: cyclin-dependent protein serine/threonine kinase regulator activity. Gene Ontology annotation, biological process: positive regulation of G1/S transition of mitotic cell cycle; regulation of cyclin-dependent protein serine/threonine kinase activity; mitotic cell cycle phase transition. The record is from RefSeq and is a predicted model, not a curated record. Lineage: Eukaryota; Metazoa; Chordata; Actinopteri; Perciformes; Anoplopomatidae. The coding region runs from base 234 to 1124 and encodes 296 amino acids. Gene Ontology annotation, cellular component: cyclin-dependent protein kinase holoenzyme complex; nucleus; cytoplasm. The transcript has 5 exons.
ACUGUGGGGAGAGAGGAAAAAGUUCUCAACAAGGAGAGGCAGGACUACUCUUACGGAGCCCCUGCAGUCUCACUUUUUUAUGCCUCUAAAACACUUUCCCUGCCGUCCUUUUGCAAUUUUUUGCCUUGCAAACGCCGCUUUUACGCUUCCUUGAGAGAAAUACUACUUUUCUAUUUUUUUUUCUUUUUUUCUUUUUUCUUUUUUUUUUAUACUUAAGUGAAAGCACCAGCACCAUGGAGCUGCUCUGCCUCGAAAUGGACACCAUCCGAGCUCGUCCUGAUCCGAACCUCCUGUGCGAUGACAGAGUCCUGCAGAGCUUGUUGACCAUAGAGGAGAGGUUUCUACCCCAAUAUUCCUAUUUCAAAGGCGUCCAGAAAGAUAUUCAGCCGUUUAUGAGGAGGAUGGUCGCGACUUGGAUGUUGGAGGUUUGUGAGGAGGAGAAGUGCGAGGAAGAAGUUUUUCCCUUGGCCAUGAACUACUUAGACAGAUUUUUAGCAGUGGUACCCACCAAAAAGUGCAACCUGCAGCUGCUGGGAGCAGUGUGCAUGUUUCUUGCAUCCAAAUUGAAAGAGACUCGUCCAUUAACCGCAGAGAAGCUUUGCAUCUACACAGAUAACUCCAUCAGACCACAAGAGCUGCUGGAAUGGGAACUGGUGGUGUUGGGGAAAUUGAAGUGGAACUUGGCGGCAGUGACACCGAACGACUUCAUUGAGCACAUUGUGAGGAGGCUGCCGCUGCCCGAGGAUAAGCUGGCACUUAUACGCAAACACGUCCAAACCUUCAUCGCCCUCUGUGCCACAGAUUUCGGAUUCGCCAUGUAUCCCCCAUCCAUGAUUGCCACAGGAAGUGUGGGGGCAGCGAUCUGCGGCCUACAGCUGGAUUCAGCUGACCAGUCACAGUGGGGCGACAGUCUGACAGACCUGCUGGCCAAAAUCACAAACACAGAAGUGGACGUCCUCAAAGAGUGCCAGGAGCAGAUUGAGCGUGUGUUGGUGAGCAGCCUGCGUGAGGGGCGGCAGCAGCAACAGCAGCAGCAGCAGACACAGAGGGGCCCCAGCGGGAAAGGCCUGGAGGAGCUGGAUCAAUCCUCCACCCCAACAGACGUCCGCGAUGUCAACUUGUGAACCACCAGAGGGCGAUAUUGCACAGGAUUUACAACAAAAAAAAGCAUCAUGAAAAAAAACCUCAAUUUUCGUAAAAGCAGAAAAAAAGAACAAAAGAACGAAAAAAAUUUAAAAACACAAGCCCUUUAAAAGAAAAAGAACAAUGCUUGCUAGUUUUUUUUUUGUAGAUUUUCUGUUCUUCAAGUCAAAAACACCUGCCCACAAAAUAGAUUCUCAAUGAUGUUCUAGUCCAAAAGCAACAAAUUUGAUACAAGAUGAAGCUCUGUGGUGCCUUGGAUAAACAGAAGGGAAGCCAAUCAUAUUUGCAUUCUGCCUCUGAUUGUAUAGUAUGAUCUUUAAGUUGUAUUUUAACCAUGGUAGAAAUGUGGAAACCAUUCAGAAAUUCCAUGGGAUCACUGUGGGGCUUAAGUUUUUUUUUUUUUUUUUUUUUCUGUUUUGUUUAACAUGAUUAUUAUCACUAUAACAUUCGUGGCUGGUGUAAGAGAGCGCACAAGCUCCUCAUUCAUCAGAAGGUCCACAUGAGACAGACAGAAGAAGCCGUGAGAACAUUAUACUAAAAGUCAAUGGGUCCCAAUUCCAGGGAAGAGAUGGGAUUAUAAUAAUUAUUAGUAGUAUUAGUAAUUAUUAUUAUUAUUGAUAUUAUUAUUGGAUAUAUUUUGGAACUGAGUAGAAGAGAUCAAUAAGCUCCUCUUGACAGGCUGCUUGUGUGUCAGUUUGUGGGUGCGGUGUGCAAGCGUGUGUGUUUAUAUGUGAGUAUGCCAGAUUUCAUGCGUGCCUGUGUGUGGUUGUAUGUGUGUGUGUGUGGUGUGAAUGCUACAUGUGAACUUGUAUCUAUAUUAGCAGUGUGCAUUCUAUGGCAUGAGGCACUUGAGCAAAGUCAAGUCGUAGACUAUGGAGCAAGAGGAGGCUACACAUACUUUGUCCAUCAGUAUAACAGGGCAUCUAUGCUAUAUCACUGCCUUCAUGCAUUAACAAUGUAUCGUGGUUCAUUGUUGGCCAACAAUAAACUCAUGUGCAUGCACUAUGAGUGAGACGGAUAAAGAUUUAACGAAGGAGGAUAUGGGCGAAGGGACUUUCACUUAGAGCCCGUUACCUUUCUAAGAGGCGUUACACCUCAGACUCAGAGGUCAUGUGAGGUGUUUAUUACUGCCAUUCUGUUGAUGAUAGAGAUGCUUCUUUCUUUUCACGUUGUUACAAUAUGGUGUUUCCUUAGGCGUGAAAGGCUGCUUUGAGUCUGGACAGAGUUGUAAAGACCUCCAAUAUGUGAGGUGUGCACGGCACAUGUGAAAGCAGGAGAGGACGAUGUUUUGAAAAAAAAGUAAAGCGGUGCUUUUUAAAGUCUGGAGAACAUUGUGCUCCUCUGUAUUAAUUAGCAGGGAGGGAACCGGGUGUGGCGUGGAGAGAAUUAGAGAGAGAGGGACAGUUUGUAACUAAGAAGUCCCUGCGGAACUGUGGGAGGCACAUGAUUGCAAAGCAAUGGAAUGGUUAGGGCAGAGAGGAUUUUGGUCGUGCAAGAGCAUGCUGCUGUGUGGCGGAUUUACAGCCAGUGGCCGGAAGAUGAUAAUGAACAAAAGAUGCCCAAAGGUCUCAUGAUAAAACUUUGAUAUCUGCAUAUUUGGCUGGAAUCAACAUUCAUUUCUCAUCAUGGAUGUCUGAAGCUAAGUGAACAAAAACGUUCUGGGUAUGGAAAUGAAUAAAUGAGGAACUAAGACGCUGCCGGAUCAUGUGUGGAUGAACUUUCUUUGAGGGGGCGGGAGGCGGGUGGGGGGAUUAGAGGAGUACAGGAUGAUGAUUUACUGUCAAUGCAUCUGGAGUCCCACAUAGGGGUUGUUUAAGCUCCCCUAUAUGAUUUCAAUGGCAAAGCACUUUGAGAACAUGCUCCCCAGGAGAUAAGUAAAUGAAAUGCGUCGGGUCGUGAUUGGAGGUGAAUGGAUGUUUCUCUUUUUUCCUUGUUAGCCUUUUCUUUGGUUUACUUUGUAGGGCUGGUUUCCCAAUCGUCAGACAAGCAAGAGUCAAAUUAAAAAGGCUUUCCACAACUUGCAACGAGAGGACAUUCCAAUUGAAAAAACAAAACAAAAACAUUCCUAUUGAAGCAAAGUGCAAGUUGAUGGGGAGUCUGAUUGUUAGGAGAAUUUGAACAAAUAGAAAACGCCAAUUUGAAUUGGAAAAUGCCAACACACUGAUCCACGGGUUCUGUUUUAUUUUAUUUUACUUUGUCAAGAAAUUAAACAUUUUGUUUUUACUUGAAUUUUUCUUUAUAUUUAUCUGCAUCACAGCCACAGAUAGUCACACAGGGCAGCAAUGAGUUACAAGAGAAGGUUGCCGUAACAUCUAAUAUUUGCACAUGUUCUUCAGAGAGCAAUGAGGUUUGCAUUUUUAAGACGGAGCACAGCCUUUGUUCGAAACCACCUUAACCGAUGUGUGUUUCAGUGGUUGGUCAGUUUUUAUGGUGCUGGCUUGUGUAUUUCAGGCCGAUUGUCUGUCAGUGAUCACAUCUGUCCCCUGUGAGCUUUGCUGCUUCAAAUCAUUGGCAAGGGGGUUCAUCAGCCAAACAGACAUCAGCACAAAACAAGAGACAGAUUUUAUUGCUUUGUUUUGUUUUAAUGGGACACAAGGCUUUGCCACAGCAAUGUGUCUUUGACUUAAUGCUUGAGUUUUUUCUUGACGGUAUGUGACUUUGCUGAGUGUAUGUCCGUCAACCUGAAGAUAAAUGUGGGGAUCUAAUGUUUAAGUGAUGUUUUUCAGUAAAACUGGGCAAUUUAAUGACAUGUUUGCCAAAACAUCCCCGUUUGAAUAUUUGAGAUGACCUCUUCAUUUUGCCUCUGUUUGCCUGAUGUUAGCUCUCUCCCAAACGGUAAUAGUUGUGAUUUUCUUUCCUGCAAAUUUUUGUUGCAUGUGUUAUAUAUUGAGACCAUCUUUUCAAUUUGUGUUUGAUAUAUUUUAUGGGGUGACCAGACCCACAAAAGGGGUUUUCUAAGAUUUAGAGAUACUGUAUUCCAAAGUGAAGAGAAGACAGAGGAGGAGGUAUGAAGACAUCAAGAAAAAUGUGUCAAUAUUUUUAUUGAGUUAUUGUUGUCUUUUUGCGCUGCUAAAAGCUAUGAAUUUGUGUCAUUUAUACAAAAAAAUAACAUUACCUAGUUGUGAUGUGUCACUUGAGUGUGCUGCUAUUUUAUAAACAUGUGUAUUAUAAUAUAAUUAUUUUACUGCUUAAGAGAUACAUUCAGAAAAAAAAGAAGUAGAUGGUGAUAGAAGAACAUGAAAUUACUAUUCGACUGGAAAUGUUCUUUGUACAGUUUGACAGUUUGCUUAGAUAGCAUGACUCCUUUCCCCCUUCUUUUAUCUAUUUUGCUCUCCUUCAGUCACAUUCUGCAUCAGUGGUAUUUUCCUAUACCUCAGGAUUACUGGACAAAAAAAAAACAUGUACAAAUCAUUCACCGAUACCUCUGCAGUUAGGUAGCCUGGAACCAAGGAGAAAAAGUACAGUGGGGGUGGGGAGGGGGCGAGCAACGACAUAUUAGCAUUUUUGUGGAGGAUUCCCACUGUUUUAGUGGGAAAACUACUUACUCAGUGAGAUGGGAAACAGGAAAUAUGCAAUGUUUCCACUUGGACUUAACCUAUUGGAGGGCGGGCGCAGCAACAUUUCUUAGGGGUGUUUAUAUCGUAGAUGGUUCAAGCAUGUUCAUUUCUGUUCAUCUUGGUGCUACAUCUGACUUGUUGUGUGCGAGAUAGGGAAAACAGCAUAACUAUGAUGGCCAAAGUACAGUUCUUGCUUUAUACAACCACAAUCACUCUGAAUGUCAGUAAAUAUGGAUUCUGUAUGUAAGAAAGAUACGUUCUGGUCUGAAAUAUAUGUGUGCGCACCAUUGUAACUGCCACAUAGUAAUGGGUUGAGCUAUGUCUGACCAUAAAUACUCUGAUAUCUGGAAGUUUCAAUGGUGCAGAUUUCCCUUUGAGUUGCCCCGCCCCCACUAUAACUCAUAUCAUGUACCUCAAAUGUCUGUUGCACAACCUCUGUUCAAUAAACUUCUGCUUUAAAGGGUGUCACACCACAUCAGCUCACUAUUUCCCACGCCUGUGCUCCUUUUAAGCGGUGUGUCUAAUUGUUUCAUGA